AUGGUUAGGCCAGAAAUUGUAAAUAGUAUUUCAAGAUUUUUUCCAUCCAAGGAUGAUAAAUUUGGGAUUAUCAAAUCGGCGUUUUGGCACAGGAAGUUCGCGUCAACAUCGUCGAGUUAUAGCAAGAAGCCAAAGGUUUUAUUCCUAGGAUCAGGCUGGUCAUCAGUUUUUUUUAUCAAAAAUUUAAACCCUAAACUAUUUGACCUGACUGUAAUAUCACCUAGGAAUUAUUUCACGUUCACACCCCUGCUUCCCAAGAUUCUCUCAGGGACGGUUGAAACGAACACUUCAACUGAGCCAAUCAUAGAAUAUAUGAGGAGAAAUUUCAGAAAUAAUCCUCAGUUUAUACACGCUAAAUGUGUCGAUGUCGAUUCGGAUGCUAAAUCGGUGACAUGUGAUCCCUUGGAUUCCGGAGAACCGUCGUUUUCAGUGCCAUACGACUUUCUGGUAAUUGGAGUUGGAGCCCAGACUAACACUUUUGGGACAAAGGGAGUUGAGGAAUACGCUUACUUUUUAAAGGAAAUUGAACAUGCUGAAGUUGCGUUCCAAAAAAUUGUGGAUAACUUCAGAGCAGCAAGUAUGCCGUCACUGAGUGAUUCUGAGCGCAGGAGACUUUUGCACUUCUUGGUGGUUGGAGGAGGUCCCACAGGAGUAGAAUGUACAGGCGAGCUUUCAGUGCUCAUGAGCAGGCAUUUGGGAAAAUGUUAUCCUGAACUGAUGCCAUUCGUUAAGGUGUCAAUUGUUGAGGCUGGGCAACGUUUACUCCCCAGCCUUUCUCAAAGUACAUCUAAAUUCGUCUUAAACGUGUUUAAUAAAAGCAAUGUGAACAUGUAUUUCGGUAAGGUAGUGAGUGAGGUUAAGCAGAAAUCUUGUGUUUUGAAGGAAAUUAAAACUGGAAACACUGAGGAAAUUGAGUGCGGGUUAGUUUUGUGGGCAAGUGGCCUUAAAGAAACUGAUUUGGUGACUAAGUUGAAGAGGAAAUGGAAUAUACCUGAGAGUUCUAGAGCCCUUUUGGUAGAUCAGUAUUUGAGACUCCAAGGAUUAGAUAACAUUUUCUGCUUGGGAGAUUGCUGUAAAAUUACGCCAACGAAACUUUCAGAAAACGUUGAACUAGUGCUUGAAAAGGUUGGAUCUCCAACCCUCGAGGCUCUCGUAAACGCCAGAAAAACUCUUGCCAAGGACUUUCCACAGCUCAACGAUUCUAAAUGGAAUCAUAAGGAUGAGAAAUUUCAAAAGUCAGUAUCCGAGUUGAAGGAGAAGUUCACUGAAGGAACUAAGGAGCAUUUUGUGGAGGUUUUGAAACUGGUGGAUCAUGGAUAUUGUCCUCCAUUUCCAACUGCCCAAAACGCUAAACAAGCGGCCAUUUACCUAUCAAGGCUGUUCAAUAGUGGUGCAGUUUUAACUGGCAGGUAUGUUGAUUCAGCUUUUUGCGAGAAGUGGAAGGGCACUUUGGCCUCUUUGGGUGGCAUGAAAGUGGUAAUGAACUCACCUUACUUCAAUGUAAACGGGGGUCUAUUCCCCUUUUUCCUCUGGAAUGGAGUCUACAUGCUUAUGUUUUCCAGUUUUAAGAUGAGGUUAUCAUUCUUUUUUGAUCUUCUGAAGAAUUUUUUCUUUUCACGGCACCUCAUUCUCAAAAGAUAUUCUAACUAA
Messenger RNA from Theileria annulata, 1650 nucleotides. Its product is annotated as NADH dehydrogenase, putative. Bases 1 to 1650 code for a protein of 549 amino acids. The transcript has 2 exons. The record is from RefSeq and is a predicted model, not a curated record. Gene Ontology annotation, molecular function: NADH dehydrogenase activity. NCBI's taxonomy places the organism in Eukaryota, Apicomplexa, Aconoidasida, Piroplasmida, Theileriidae.